AGGGCGGUUACAGAAAGCAACAGAGGACACCGGGGGCUUCAGUGAGUGUGUCCUAGGGGGGACACCCCUCUCACAACCCAAGGGCAGAGGAAGAAGGCUCUGCCCCAGCACAGAAAGGAAAAGGUCAGCAGAGGCCUUGGAAGAUGAUGUGUAUGUCCAGAUAGUGAAGAGACACCUAAGGAAGACGUGGAGCUGUAGCAGGGCCAGAGCGUGCUGGGGUGUGUGUGAUCUGUGAGCAGCCAUGGAGGAAACCUACCUGCUGAAUGUGGAAGGGGUCAAAAAGAAGAUUCUGCACGGAGGCCAAGGGGAGCUGCCAAAGUUGCAGGAUGGGAGCAAGUUCACCUUCCACUUCCAGACGCUGAAGGAUGACUUUGAGCGGACAGUGAUCGAUGACAGCCGGGAAGCUGGCAUGCCCAUGGAGAUCAUCGUGGGCAAGAUGUUCAAGCUGGAGAUCUGGGAGACGCUGCUCAGCUCCAUGAGGAUUGGGGAGGUGGCAGAGUUCUGGUGUGACAUCAUUCACACAGGCAUGUAUGCCCUGGUCUCCAGGGGCAUGCGGAGGAUCGCGGAGGGACGGGACCCCCUGGAAGGCCAGAAGCACCGCUGUGGCAUGGGCAACAUGUUUGACUACCACAGCACGGGCUACGAUGACCUGGACGAGCUGCAGCGGACACCACAGCCUCUCAUCUUCAUCAUGGAGCUGUUCCGGGUGGAGGACCCCUCGGCGUACAAACGGGACACCUGGGCCAUGAGCAAGGAGGAGAAGCUGGCAGCAGUGCCUGUGCUGCACAGUGAGGGCAACCGCCUCGUCCUGCGCAGGGAGUUCGCGCAGGCGGCGGCCAAGUACCAGGAGGCUGUCAUCUGCCUCAGGAACCUCCAGGCCAAGGAGAAGCCGUGGGAGGAUGGCUGGCUGAAGCUGGAGAGCCUGGUCACGCCGCUGGUGCUCAACUACUGCCAGUGCCAGAUGGAGCUCGGCGAGUACUACGAGGUGCUGGAGCACACCACGGAGCUUCUCCAGAAGCACAAUGACAACGCCAAGGCCUAUUUCAAGCGGGCGAAGGCCCACGCUGCUGUCUGGAACGAGCGGGAGGCACGGGAGGACUUCCAGCGCGUGGCUCACCUCGACCCCUCCAUGGCGGCUGCAGUGAAGAAGGAGCUGAAACAGCUGGGGGAGAGGAUGAGGAAGAAGCACGUGGAGGAUCGGAAGCGCUACCAGGGCCUCUUCCAGUCGUCCCAGGGUCUGAAGGCCCGUGAGGGGCAGGAGAGCAGGGAGGUGGGUGAUGGGGCACCUCAGGGUGAGGCUGGGGUCCGGGACAGCCCUGGGCAGGGGGAGCAGGAUGCUGAGACUGAAGUAACAGGACAACCAGGGGCUCUGGAAGCAGAACAAGGGACCCCCAGGGCUGGGGGUGAAGGGGCAGCACCAGGAGGAGAAGCCCGGGGAGAGCCUGUGGGAGAAGAGGUGGAAGGGAGGGAUCGGACAGCAGUGGGGGAAGAAGUAAACCUGGGCACCUGUGGGGCAAAGUCAGAGAGCCUGGGAACAGAGGAGGAAGGUGAGGAAGAGGAAGAGAGGGAAGAGGAAGAAGAGGAGGAAGAAAAGGAAGAAAAAGAGGAGAGCAAAGAGGAAAAGGUGGAGAGGGGGGCAGAGGAAGAAGAUGAGAAAUUAAAAGAGGGUGAAGAAGUGGAAAAGGACGAGGAAAAGGACGAGGAAAAGGACGAGGAAAAGGACGAGGCAGUAGCAAAAGGGAAAGUGGAGAAGGACAAAGAGAAAGAGAGUCUACCAGCAAAACUGGGAAAGCCUGAAGCAGGGCAAUGUGGGACAACAGGGGAGACAAAGGCAGCAGGGCUAGUGCAGGGCUUGGAGCAAGGAGCCAGUGGAGCAGAGGGAGCUGGCACAGGGAAUGAGGCCCAGGCUCAGCCAAAGAGAACCCCAGAGCUGGGGGCUCCCAGCGAGGGGCUGGGUUCAGCUGAGGGGCCCCCAGGGCUGGAGGAUAAAACGUCUGGGGAGGGUCUUGAAGAGGUGAGCUGCAGGGAGCAAGGAGCAGGCAGUGGACAAGAAAAUUCUGGGGAAGGCAACAUCCCACCAGAGAGCUUCACCUCUGGGGAAGAUGAGGAGCUGGGUGGAGGGGCAGAAAUACCCUCCUGCCCCAUAACAGCCAGAGAAGGGGGUGCUGCACCCCUGGAGCAACGCAGCAAAGAGCAGGGCCAUGACCAGCCCUGAGCAGGGUCAGUCACCCCUGCUUGGGGAAACAACUGCCAGGCCACUGACAAAAAGGCACAGCACAGCCAGCAGGGCUCCUGUACCCUGAGAAGGAGCCCCGGGGCUGGGGACUGGCCGGGCAGUGACACGGGAACAAUGCUGUCCUCACCCUUCCACCGCCUGGCCCACCAGCCCCACUGUGCGGCAGCGCCCGCCGCACCCCUGCCCCGACUCCCCGGCUCCAGCGCCUUUCAGCUGGGCGCCACCGAGCUUUGCUGGCUGAGAAAUAAAAGCUCUUCCCUGGCA
Messenger RNA from Corvus hawaiiensis (hawaiian crow), 2500 nucleotides. RefSeq names its product aryl-hydrocarbon-interacting protein-like 1. The record is from RefSeq and is a predicted model, not a curated record. The coding region runs from base 242 to 2215 and encodes 657 amino acids. The transcript is spliced from 6 exons. Gene Ontology annotation, molecular function: protein binding; peptidyl-prolyl cis-trans isomerase activity. Lineage: Eukaryota; Metazoa; Chordata; Aves; Passeriformes; Corvidae.